AUCUUUUCACAUAUCAGUGGUUACUUCAAGGUUGUCUGGAGACAGUGGGCUGAACAUGUAGUAUAUGGUUGUAAGAGACCAGUACAGUAUGCAUACAAUUCGACCAUUCAUUCCAAUACAGUAGUUUAAUUCAGGUCCGCUGUCAGCUAAAUUAUGUCAAAUGUAUGAUUAUGAAUUAAGCUCACGUUUCCAAAUUCUUCAGAAAUAAUCUGCACUACUUCCUAAGGAAUUCUGAGAUGUAUGACACCUCACAUCUUUCUUCAUCAUUUCUGUGUGACAGUGAAGGAAGGAAUGAAGCAUUAUGAGAGUAUUGGAACAAGGAGAUCUCUUCACGAGUUGAGCUCUGUAUUAUGGCACACACUGAAUGAAGGCUCCAUCUAUCCUCAGAGACGCAAAGCUUUUCUGACUCAAACCCAUCAUAUCGCUCAUUGUGUUCUGCCCCAAUGUUCCCAUUAGCCAGGUUUGACAUUAUCUACCUCUGAGCAACUAAAGCAAAUUAAGUCGACACACAGCAGGUUCGGGCUGCCAUGCAGAUGAGGGGCGUGCAAUGACAUUCUUGAUUCGAUUUGUCCACUUGAGAAGAGCGCAGGGUGCGGUUACCCUGGGCUCUAUGUAGCAGAAACUGGAGGGCUUCUUCACGCUUGGGUUCAAAGAGAAUAUAGAGGAUGUAUCAUAAAUGGGAAACACAUACAUGUCAAAUUGUUCUUGCGAAUAUGUUGUGAAAUAGACUUGUUCAUCAAGGGUCGACAUUUCUAAAUAGUAAAUAUAUGUUGCUGCCAGACUAUUUAGACAAACCCUAUUAUAUUCAGUGAUGUUUAUUUUUCAACCCUGGCAAAGUGUCAUAUGUCCACUGUUAUGCAUUAAAAUAACUAAUCCAGACAAGCGAGAAGUGAAAAUCAAUCGGUUAACAAUGUGUCCUUUCCAAAUGCUCUCCUCCAUAAGCGCUAUUGUCGGGAAAGCGGAGUUGAUCAAUUCAGCACCACAGGUGUGGACAGUGCCACUAGCCUAUACACGGACAGGCAAACGCAAGGCGUGUGGAUGCAGUAGUGGAGAGCCAGACAGACAUUGUUGCAGAAUGGUACAUGGGACUGAUUAUUGAAUUAAGUUGAGUGGCUAGCUGGGCGCACCUUUAUUUUAAUGACUUCAAGAACUAAUGGCUGAAUACAUCACUCGCCUGCCAUGAGACCAUCCUAAAAGCACAACUUUAUCGAAAACACAACUCUAUCGACAUAUACUAUGAAAAAUGGGUUCCCUAUCUAUGUGUGCACGCCAUUCAGGGGGUGUGGUGUGAACUCACUCGCUCCCGGUCACGCUGGUGUGUGUGUGUGGUGAGUGGAGCGAACGCAGCACAGAGAAAGCGCACUCAAAGCUCGCGCAGGCACCGGAAAGUGGGGAUAUAGUGCGCGGCGGCAUGGCUUCGUCUCACGGGAAAAACGAACACCGGUUCGCCGACUGGAUGGCGAAUUUACCGGAGAGCAUGCACAGCAUCCCGCUUACCAACCUGGCCAUUCCAGGUUCCCAUGACUCCUUCAGUUUCUACAUAGACGAGUCCUCUCCGGUGGGUCCUGAGCAGACUGACGCUGUCCAAAACUUUGUGUCGGUCUUUGGCACGGUGGCCAAGAAGCUGAUGCGUAAAUGGCUGGCCACUCAGACUAUGAACUUCUCCAGCCAGCUGGAGGCCGGCGUCCGCUUCUUUGACCUGCGCAUUUCCACCAAGCCCCGGGACCCAGACAACGAACUCUUCUUCGCUCAUGGCCUCUUCAGCGCCACGGUGAGAGAAGGUCUGGAGCAGAUUAGCUCCUUCCUGUCGGCCCAUGCCAGAGAGGUUGUGUUCCUGGACUUUAACCACUUCUACGGGGUUCAGAACCUGCACCAUGAGAAGUUGGUCUCAAUGCUGAGAGACGUGUUCGGGGAGAAACUCGCCCCCGUCGUCUUCGCUCAGGAGGUGAGUCUCCAGUACCUGUGGGAGAAAGAGUACCAGGUGUUGGUGUUCUACCACAGUCCUAUGGCCCUGGAAGUGCCAUUUCUAUGGCCUGGUCAGAUGAUGCCUGCUCCCUGGGCCAACACCACUGACCCUGAAAAGCUGAUCCAGUUCCUCCAGGCCUCUGUGGCUGACCGCAGGAGGAAGGGAACAUUCUUUGUCUCCCAAGUGGUCCUCACACCUAAGGCCAGCACCGUCAUGAAAGGAGUAGCCAGCGGACUGAGGGAGACCAUUACAGAGAGGGCUCUUCCAAGUAUGAUGCUGUGGAUUCGGGCCCAGAGGCCAGGAGAGAGCGGCAUCAACAUCAUCACAGCUGACUUUGUGGAGCUGGGAGACUUCAUCAGCGCUGUCAUCACGCUCAACUAUCAUAUGGAUGAUGAGGAGGAAAAUGCCACCUGAGACUGAAAGACAGGGGGUGCCAAAGAGUCAAGUCCUCAGCUCAGUCUCACUUUCUCUUUGGUUUUCAUUUUCAGGAGAGGCGUUCCUCUGACUUAUUGUAUAGGGCUAUCAGAGUUUACAGAGGAAGUGAGAGAGAGGGAGGGAGAGAGAGAGAGGGAGGAGGGAGAAGGAGACGUUAAGAUAGGAGGAGAAAGGAAGGUGGAGGUGGAGAUAGGGAGGAUGGACUUUGGUGCUCGUUUAGAGCGCCGAAAGUGAAUGAGAAAUGUUUGGUUUUAUCUGUUUUGGGGGUCAAAAGGGCAAUUGGUUUUUAACGACGCUUCGCUUGGCUUCGCUUCAAAUCUGCUGUAACGAUAACUGCUUCUAUCCUCCAAUCACACAAGCUCGUGUUUCUGGCAUUUCCAUCUCUUGUGAGGCUUAGGCUAGCUUAUUAGCAUAUUCUACAGACAUAAAUGUUGUUGGUAUUUUAGUGACAGUGAUGGCCAACCUACAUCAAAACUCAUUUUCAUUGGUGCCAGUAAUACAUCUGAUUGCCGUCAACCUGAUUAACAUGUCAACUACUCACACAUGGCUGUAGAAUUUACUUUAUGAUGGAUGGAUGGAUUGGUUGAUUGAUGGAUGGAGCUUCCCAAAUAGUUAUUAUAGUUUUUCGAUCUCUUUCUACAUUUACUGAUUAUUUUGUCUCUGUAUCAGUCCUGUCACCACAAUGCGUAAAUUGAUAACUUCUCCUUGCAGGACAUUGAUUUAGCUCCUAGACCACCUGUAACAGCACUUUCCCUAUGUGACAGAUUGCCAGACCGAUUGAUAUUUGUGUGUCUUUUGAUUGAUUGCCUCUCCCGAGUGCCCUCUGUAGCGUAUUGUAGAUCAGUGUUUCCCAACCCUGGUCCUCAAGCUCCCCCAACAGUACACAUUUGUAUUGUAACCCUGGACAAGCACACCUGAUUCAACUUGUCAACUACUCAUCAAGUCCUCAAUGAGUUGAAUGAGGUGUGUUUGUCAAGGGCUACAACAAAACUGUGAACUGUUGGGGGUACUUGAGGACCAGGGUUGGGAAACACUGUUGUAGAUGACCAUAAAACAGGUUUAAUUUCAUGUUUCUCGUAAUGGGCUUGAUAUCAUUCUAAUCUCAUGUAGGUGUCUGUUGUACUGGAAUAUUCACCACAAUAUUAGAUUAUUUUUUUUAAAUCAUUGAACUUUUCUUCUGUUCAUUUACUUGUAUUGAAUAUAAUAGAACAGCUAUCUGUUGCUUCACUAUUACUCAUGUGUUUGCCUGCUUAAUUGCAUUCAGUCUAGUAGAAAGAUGUUUCCCUUGCUUUACUCUGCACCUAUUCAGGACAAACUGUUCUAUUUGAAGUGGCACUUGCGGCGUAGUGAAGACUACAAUACGUGUCACAUUUCCUUUGCUAAAAUUUGUUUUGCACAUUAUGCAAGAACUUCGCAUAUAUAUCAAAAGCUUUGCCUCAUCCCCCCCCCCCC
This is a messenger RNA of Oncorhynchus nerka (sockeye salmon), 3853 nucleotides long. RefSeq names its product phosphatidylinositol-specific phospholipase C, X domain containing 3 (gene plcxd3). Lineage: Eukaryota; Metazoa; Chordata; Actinopteri; Salmoniformes; Salmonidae. Gene Ontology annotation, molecular function: phosphoric diester hydrolase activity. The record is from RefSeq and is a predicted model, not a curated record. Gene Ontology annotation, biological process: lipid metabolic process. Bases 1412 to 2380 code for a protein of 322 amino acids. The transcript is spliced from 6 exons. Gene Ontology annotation, cellular component: synapse.